AUGUCUCUCGCCACGCGAGCUCGUUUCAACUGCAUCGAACAGGCGUGGGCAUACAUUGAUCGGAUCCUGGAUGGGCCGGACGGUCUUAAAGUUUUGCUGUGCGAUGAUGCAACCCGCAAUAUUUUGUCUGUAGUGUAUUCGCAACAUCAACUUCUUCAGCACAAUGUGGUGCUUGUGGACAUGCUAAGUAAUCGGGAGCAUUACCCGAUGAAGCACCUUCAUUGUAUCAUCUUUUGCCGACCAUCACCGUCCUCGUUGGCCUGCGUCUAUCAAGAGCUGGCGGAGGGUAACUUUGCCUCCUAUUCACUCUGUUUUUCAUACCUUUUGGAGUCGAAUAUUGUGCAAUCUUUGGCAAAUGCCGAUCUUUUGAAUCUGACAACGGCUGUUAAUGAGAUUUAUUUAGACACUGUGCCGCUCACAGAGUACGUGAAUAUUGCGCAGCUAAAGCCCACAGCGCUUCGCUCGGCUGUUGCUCCCACUGUGAACCCCAUCACAUAUUCACAAUGGAGUACCACGUCAUUUGAUCGCAUGACGGAGGCUAUUGUAGGUCUAUUGCUCAUGACAAAUCGUCGUCCGGCCAUCCGUUAUCGUGGAAAGAACAAAGUCACAGAGAAGCUGGCAAAACUUGUGGCAGGAAAGAUGACAACUGUGCAUCAAAAUUUUCCUGACCUCAAGGCAAAGGACUCGGUCCUGUUGAUAUUGGACAGGAUGGACGACCCUGUUACCGCUCUCGUCAUACCAUGGACCUACGAGGCGAUGAUACAUGAAAUUAUCGGGUUUCA
Molecule: messenger RNA, 782 nt
Organism: Trypanosoma cruzi
Lineage: Eukaryota; Euglenozoa; Kinetoplastea; Trypanosomatida; Trypanosomatidae
Product: vacuolar protein sorting-associated protein, putative
Exons: 1
Biological process (GO): vesicle-mediated transport; intracellular protein transport
Cellular component (GO): Golgi membrane
Source: RefSeq, a predicted model, not a curated record